AUGACGGACGCGCAGCAGCUGAUCAACUACGCGCGCAACCAGUUCAACGAGAUCGCCGCGGAUGUCGAGAGACACUUCGAUCUCGUAGCCGGCAACCUCAAGGAACGCUUCGCAAAACCCCUCAGUGCACCCCCAGCCCGCCGCCUACCCCCUCCGACGACAUGGCAGCUCGCGCAAAGAUGGAUGUACAAGCACAAGGCGCUUACAGCCGCCAUCGUGGCCUUCUUCGUCACCGGAUCCGUCGGGGCAUUCGUAUAUGUGAAGAGCAGAGACUUGAAGAAGAAGCGUAGAGCAAAGAGGUCACAAAGCGGUGCGAGGACAGAUGUGGUGGUGGUUGCGGGUGCGGUCACCAAUCCCUUGACGAACGCGCUAUACCUGGACCUCGAGAGGAGGGGCUUUGUCGUCUAUGUUGUCGCGAAUACCAGCGAAGAGGAGCACUUUAUACGAUCGCAGUCACGGGCAGAUCUGAUACCGCUAUCAUUGGACCUCGUGGAUCCGUUCAUGGCGCAGAACCAGCUUGCACGAUUCCAAAAUCUACUGGGCAGUGAACAACGAGCGUUCGACCACGCGGAACCACACCGACUCAACCUCAUUGGGCUUGUUGUCGUACCCGACUUGCGGUCCAACCCGGCAAGGGUAGAAGAUAUCAGCUCGGAAGAAUGGAGCGAUGCAUUGAAUGCUAAAGUGCUUCAUACGAUUGCAACCACUCAACACCUACUUCCUGCGGUUAUCGAGCACAAGGCGAACGUUCUCUUCUUGACACCGUCAAUGACUGCGACUCUCAAGCCGCCCAUGCACUCCGUGGAGAGCACAGUAUACGGAGCUCUCCAGGGAUUCACAUCGUCACUCGCCGCUGAGCUUAAGCAGGAUGGAGUGAACACAACCUGGUUCAAGCUGGGAAACAUCGAUAUACCCGCCGCCACGGCGAAGCAACGAAGAGAUGGGGUUCCAGCGCCGAGACUUAAGCCCACACCUCUCAGAACACUUCACGACCAGGUGUUUGAUACCCUCGUUGCAAAACGACCAUCGAGAACUCUUCACGUCGGUCGCGGGAGCUUAACAUACGACAUCAUCGGCAGCGUCAUGCCGCCGAGCUUCAUCGCUUGGAUGAUGGGCGUAGGCUCGCGACCAAGAAUAGUGAGAGACACGAGCGACGACGAUCUUCAGGGCAGCGCUGGCAGCUUGACCUGGGAAAAGGUUGAUCAAGAAAGACUGGAUGCCUAG
Zasmidium cellare ATCC 36951 is the source of this 1224-nucleotide messenger RNA. RefSeq lists its product as uncharacterized. NCBI's taxonomy places the organism in Eukaryota, Fungi, Ascomycota, Dothideomycetes, Mycosphaerellales, Mycosphaerellaceae. Bases 1 to 1224 code for a protein of 407 amino acids. The record is from RefSeq and is a predicted model, not a curated record. The transcript has 2 exons.